AUGAAAUUCGCUGUAUUCUUAUAAAAUCAUAUUAUACCAGAAUGGGCAUUAAUGUAUUUGAACUAUAAGGCUAUAAAAGCGUAUCUAUCAACCUCAGGUGCACUCAAAGACUUCUUAUUAUAUGCUAAAAAGACAAAGAGUCCUUAAGAGUAUAAGGAAGUAAAGAAAAAUGUUAUGGAAAAAACAUAUAUAAUAUCUAAAAUUAGUGUUGAUUAGAAAGAAUUUAAUAAGAAGUUUAUAUAAGAGUUAUCUAAAAUCAAAGCCUUUGUGAAUGCAAAAUAUAAUGAUUUGAAGGGCAAAACAUAUAAAAUACAAUUAUAAAUAUUGUCUAUGAAUAGAUAUUAAAGAUAAUUAGAGAGAAGUAAGAAGCGUUCAGUAAUCAGAUCAAAUUCUUAAGUAUCUGAAGAGUUAACUGAAUAAUUAACAAACUAAUAAAUAAAAAUAAGAGAUUCUGAUUUCAAUGAAAAAAGUAAAAAAUUGAAAGAAUUAUGUUUUCAAUUAUAUAAUGAGGGUGUAAAUUUUGAAAAGUACUUAAAAAUAAAUCAAGAAGCGAUUCGUAAAAUUAUGAAGAAAUAAAAUAAGAAAUCAAUAAAACUUAAUUAAGAUCAAAUUAAUAUAGAUGAAUGUAAAAAAUUGAUAUCAGAAAUAAAUUUUGAUGUAAGAUAAAAUAAAGUGAAAUAAUUAUUAUUUCAAGUAGAGAAAUACCUUUUAAAACACUUCUAUUAAACUAAAUAAAAACUUUGUAAAGAAUAAUUACGUAAAUAUCAAUUUCAAACUGAUAAAAAUAAUAAAGCUUGGUUUUAGUUUGGGUUAUUCACUGGAUUUUCUUUUAUGUUAAUGUCUUUCAUCAUAUUUCUAGCAACUUAAAAAUAAUUAGAUAUAUUAACUAAUACACUUAUAUAUGAAUCAUUUCCUAUUUACAGAGGAGCAUUAUUAUUUAUUCUAUAUUAUUGGUCAUUAACUAUAGUUAUUCAUUUAUGGAAUUUAUCUAAAAUCAAUUAUAAAUUAUAUUUUAACUUUAAUCAUCAUUUCUCAACAAUUAAUGAAUAAUUAAAAAGAGUUAUGACUUUGACCUCAAUCUUUUUAUUAGUUAGUCUCUUUUAUUUAUGUGAUGUUUCUAAAUUGGGCAUUAUAUUUUCAAAUCUUAAAGGAGAAGAAUAUUUUCCAUUAAUAAUUUGGGCUUCUCUUUUAGCAAUAGUAGCAUUUCCAUCAAAAUUUAUAAUUAAUGGAAAAGGUAGGAUAUGGCUUUAUCGUAAUUUAUUAUAAUCAUUAAAUCCAAAACUCAUAGAAUAACGUCAUUUUUUCAUUAUCAGCCAAUUUACUUCAUUAAUUAUUCCCUUUACUGAUCUUACAUAUACAAUAUGUGAAUAUUCAUAAGGAGUAUAUUAUUAUUGAUUAAUUAUAUAGAUAAAAAAUCAAGAAGAUAAUGAUGAUAAUAUAAAAAAUGAAUGCUUCUUUAUAUCUAGAUAUUUUACUUUAGCCUUAGUGCUAUUUCCAUAUUUUAUUCUAAUAAUAUAAAUUAUAUUCUUAACAUAAAAAUAAUAGAAUAUAGAUUUGUAUAUUAUAGAAUUCAUAAGAAAUAUAUUAUCUAUUGCUCUCAUAGUUUUUGCCACUUUAUCUUAUUAAGAAUCUAACUUUUUUUAUUAUUGGUUAGGCAUGGCUAUUGCUAUUGGUAUACUAAAUAUAGUUUUUGUUUUUAAGAAAUGGAGUUAUUUGGAUAUUAAAGUAAAGAGAUAAAUAAGAUCGAUCUCAUAUAAAUAAAUAUUAAUAAUGAUAUACAUUCCUUUUGGAAUUAUUUAGCCAUUAUCAAUAUCAUCUUCUAUUUUUGGAUGUUUAGAUAGAAAUGAAUAACACAGUCUCCUUAUUUUAUAUAUUGGUAUUGUUGAAUUGAUUAGAAGUAUUUAGUAAAUUGUAUUUAGGAAUGAUAAUUAAUUAUUAUAUUGUAGAUGCAGAACAUUUUAAAAAUAAAUAGAAAUAUUAGACAGUUGGUGAAUAUGAAUUUCCAUUUGAAGAAUGUUGUACAAGGAUACAAAAAUAAUAGUUAUUGUAAAAUACUCUAUAAUUAUAAUAGAUAAUAUGAUUCUGAUGAUAGUGAUAAUGAUGAGAAAGAAUUCUAUAGAUUUAAUAAAGAAAAAAACAGAGAGGAUCAAGUUAUCCCUAAUUAAAUAAGUAGAAGAACAGAAAUUGGACUGUUCAUUUAGGGUAAAUCUACAUUUAAUCAAUUUAAUAAUUCUGAAGAUCCAUCAUAGACAUAAGUUAAUUAAUUGAAAAUAUCUGAAUUAAUAGUUAAGGAUUCAGAAAAAGCUUUAGGGGAUAGUUUUAUAAAUUAUGAUAUUAAUAAUUUUAAACCAGAUGAAUUGAAUUCAUUAAAUAAUUGUUAAUAAAUAUCUGAGAAUGAUUUAUAGAGUUUGCAUAUUAAUAAUAAGAAUUCGAAGAAGGAGAUUAAUUAGUUAUAUGAAGAAUUUGGUGUGAAAAUUAAAAAAUGA
Messenger RNA from Paramecium primaurelia, 2486 nucleotides. The record is from the annotation of a GenBank genome assembly. Lineage: Eukaryota; Ciliophora; Oligohymenophorea; Peniculida; Parameciidae.